AUGCUCAGGCUGUGUGAGAUCCAUCCCAAAUCGAUUUCGGCGCGUAAGAAUAAACAGACAACCACCCUGCGCUGGACCCUCGUGUUGAAGGAGUACAAGAAAAUUCGUAAUCUGGUCUUGGCAAAUCCACAGGUCAUGAAGGACACAGGGAUACAACUGUUCGAGGUGAACAAUUCAACGUUGUCUACCUGGUACAACAACAAAGAGAAAAAAGCCGAGAAAGCUGUCCUUGGGCAGGCAAUCACAAUGGACAAGCCCACAAGGAUUGCGCCCCGACCAUUGCCACCAGCCAUGGCGUUACCGGCAACCUUGCCCCAAGUACCAGAGGCACAACAGCAUCGCUUCCUACUUCCAGACAAUACAGCUGGCCAAACUCCCGUCAGGAAACAAAAACCUUCUACCGUUAGUACGCCUACGCCGUUAUCUGCCACCAUCAGUACACCGGCUCCAGAUCUGCCAGAGAACACUGCAAUGCCACAGAACGUUAUGAUGCCACAGAUUCCCAACAUCAUCAUGACACCGCCUCCCGCCAUUGCUACCCCUCAACCACAGCAGUUCCUUCGCAUUGUGAAUGAAUCAGGACAGGUCCUCAUGCUGCCAUUGGGAAGUGGUCAAAUGCAAUCCUUCCAGUCACCAGUUCCUCCAUCUCAGUCAGCGCCGUCUCGUGCCUCUCAAGAAGUGUCAAGAAGCCUUCGGGACAAGCUGUCACUGACCAAUGAACAGGCUGACAGUGUCAUUCCUCUGUGGAAUGACCUUGAAGAAUAUGACAAGCGGCCAACAAAAAUACCUAUUCGACACCAGAAGGAACCACUGCAGGGUCGGUUCAAGGCCAAAUCCAAAGUUGCACCUGGAGCUGAGGCUACUCAGAGAGCUUUCCUUGGUCCGAAUGCUGCGCCAGCCGUGAAACCAGAUGCAAACCGCUACAUGGAAGCCAUUGUCAUCAGGCUGUGUCACCUCUUUCCAUCUCCAGUAAAGAAGGGCAAUAAGAUCAACCAACAAAUGACGCUGGUGGCAAGAGAGUACAAACAGAUAAGAGAGGUUAUCGUCGGCAACCCCAGAGUGAUGGGCAACACUGGGUUGCAACUAAUGGAGAUAAAUGCGUCUACUCUUAGUAGAUGGUACCAUAGAAGUGAAAAGAGGAAAGAGAAAGAAGUCCUCGCACAAGCCAUCACUAUCCCAGCCCCAGCACCCACAGAAACUCACCAACUGCCAGAACCAAAAGAGCUCCUGCAGACUCACCCAGAGACCCCAGCACAGCAGAUGCACCAUUUUGACCUGCCGCAGAACACCGUUGGCAUGGCUCGUCUCAAUGUUCAGAAGAAGAAGAAGCCAGCACCAGCAGCUCAAGGCAGCAGCAACCCGGUGUCCACACCAGCAUGUACCCUGCCUCUACCGAUCCUGCCUCUACAAAUCCAGCCACGCCAGAACUUGCCUCAACCAAUCCUGAUAGCACCAAGACCAAGCACCACACCGCAGUUCCAGUUCCCUCAAAUUUUCAUGUGUCCUAUGCCAGUCCAUCCAGAGAUUCCAGCACCCCAGAUGCCAGCUCAACAAGUGCGACCAGUGCCAGCCUUUCCUCCCGAGGUCUGCACAAGAAGUGUCCCGUAG
Molecule: messenger RNA, 1608 nt
Organism: Lineus longissimus
Lineage: Eukaryota; Metazoa; Nemertea; Pilidiophora; Heteronemertea; Lineidae
Exons: 5
Coding region: 1-1608 (535 amino acids)
Source: RefSeq, a predicted model, not a curated record